ACCGCGGAGUGGCGGGCGGCGCGCGCGCGCGUGCCCGAGAGGUGGCUGUUAGAGAAGUGGAGCGGCGGUCGCGGGGGGAGGAGGAGGAGGGACUGAGCGGCGGCGGCCCCCGCGUCCCGGUGCCUCUAUGGGGGAAGCAGACAAUGGAUUAUGAUUUCAAGGCGAAGCUGGCGGCGGAGCGGGAGCGGGUGGAGGAUUUGUUUGAGUAUGAAGGGUGCAAAGUGGGACGCGGCACCUACGGGCACGUCUACAAGGCGAGGCGGAAAGAUGGAAAAGAUGAAAAGGAAUAUGCGUUGAAGCAAAUCGAAGGCACAGGAAUAUCCAUGUCGGCUUGUAGAGAGAUUGCACUGUUGCGAGAAUUGAAGCACCCUAAUGUGAUCGCAUUGCAAAAGGUGUUCCUUUCUCACAGUGACAGGAAAGUGUGGCUGCUGUUUGAUUAUGCAGAACAUGACUUGUGGCAUAUUAUUAAGUUUCACCGUGCAUCAAAAGCAAAUAAAAAGCCCAUGCAGUUGCCAAGAUCUAUGGUUAAAUCAUUACUUUACCAGAUUCUUGAUGGUAUCCAUUAUCUCCAUGCAAAUUGGGUGCUUCACAGAGACCUGAAACCAGCAAAUAUCCUAGUAAUGGGAGAAGGUCCCGAGAGAGGGAGAGUCAAAAUAGGUAGGUAAUUACUCCUUAAAUAAUUUAUUAAGAAGCUGAAAUUCCUUCAAAGACGGUUUCCCUAUUUAAUACUCUUAUUUAAGAAGUUAAUUUUAAAAUUACUUCUGCACAUUAUUUUUAGAAAAGAUGUUGGAAAAUGUAGGUGUAUAGUCUAUAAAACCUCAACCCCUCCCCCGCAAUAAGAUCCUGUAAUUCUAAGUUGAAAAAUCACUGGGAAUUGACAAGGAAGCCCACGAAGACAUUCACUCCCAUACAGUGUCCCAAGCAUGUGUUUAUGUUACUUACUACCACUGUCCUGCAGAGUUACCCUAAACAUAAUCCCAUAAAUCUCAUUUUUUUUCCUUAACCUUACCAAAUGUCCUUUCCCUGAAUAUAUCCCCCUUGACUUAGAGACCCUCACAUGUUUUCCUCACUCCCCCACUCUUGGCCUGCAUAUCCUGUGCCAGGGACUGACAUUUUUUCC
Marmota monax (woodchuck) is the source of this 1120-nucleotide messenger RNA. RefSeq names its product cyclin-dependent kinase 19. Gene Ontology annotation, cellular component: mediator complex; nucleus; cytosol. The coding region runs from base 144 to 665 and encodes 173 amino acids. The transcript has 5 exons. Gene Ontology annotation, biological process: protein phosphorylation. Gene Ontology annotation, molecular function: RNA polymerase II CTD heptapeptide repeat kinase activity; ATP binding; cyclin-dependent protein serine/threonine kinase activity. The record is from RefSeq and is a predicted model, not a curated record. NCBI's taxonomy places the organism in Eukaryota, Metazoa, Chordata, Mammalia, Rodentia, Sciuridae.